UUAUGUAACACCAACAUUGGUUGUACCUUCCAUGCCUCUUAUUAUCAUUACAGCAUUUUUAAAAAUUUGAAGUUCUGAUGGCUUUAUUUGCACCCCUAAUAUUGAUGAUCAAUUAGAACAUGAGAGAACAUGUGAUAUCUCACUAAACAUUUCUACUCAUCAAAAUGGAUUUUAACCCUAAAGCAUUUUAAUACUGAAAUCAUAAGACCAGACCUCCUUCACAGUGAUUUUAUUGACCAAAACAGGAGACAAAAAGAACAUUUGUUCUGGUAUUUCAGGAAUGGAGUCCUCUCAAUACUUUCUGUGUACAGAGCCAUAUGCAAGUCUAGGAAUACCCACUCUUUCCUAAUACCAGAUUGCUUGACAGAGGAGGUAACUACAGACUGGUUCAAAUUCAUUGUCUGGCAAGGUGGGCCCAAUCUGGAUCGUCUUAUGUGGACCAUGCAGGACCAGCCCAGGUCAUAAAUAAUACUGAGAGGAAGAGAACACUGAACCUGGAGAAAACAGGCGAGGCAGAGUGAAACAAAGGCAGGCUUACGACUGAUCAUGCAACAAAGGAUUCGUCCAUAAAAGCAAUGUCUGUGUUACUGAUGUUGGUUUUGGUGUGCUCACCCAUGGCCUCUUCUACACAGUUGUCAUCAACAGACUCAUGUGGACCAGAGAUCGCAGUUCUAAAGCGCAGCAUAAGAAAACUGGAGAACAAAAUCUUGCUCGGGUCUUGGCAGAUUGAACACCUGCAGAGGCACAAAUACUUCCGGCCUAUACAACCUGCUGUGUCUGAUACUAAACUGGACCCUGUGACUGACCAUGGUGGAAACCGCAGCAGCAGUGGGACAUUAGACAGCUCUGAUACGACACUCAUUGGAUUUCUUCCACCAGCUGGCAACUUAAUUGUCCAUGACAAAGACUGCUCUGAGCUCUUUGACAGGCUGAAACCAGCAAGCGGUUUCUACCGUAUCAGACCCAAAUCACACCAGGAGCCUUUUUUGGUUUACUGUGAUAUGGAUGAUGGAGGAGGAUGGACGGUGUUUCAGAGGCGACGGCAUGGGAAAGUGGACUUCAACAGAGACUGGGUGGACUACAAGGAUGGCUUCGGUGACUUUACUUUGUGGAAUGAUGAGUUUUGGUUGGGAAACAAGCACAUUCAUUCUCUACUCUCAGAAGGUAAGAACUUGGUGAAGAUAGAUCUAAUGGACUGGGAUGGAAAAAGAAGUCAUGCAUUUUACGAGAAUUUCAGGAUCACUGAUGAGGCCGAUAAGUAUCGUCUCCAGUAUGAGAUGUAUAGUGGGCAAGCUGGAGAUGCUCUGACUGGUGGUGGGGGGAUGGUGGAACACUGGUCUACUUGUCUCAGUGGUAUGCAGUUCAGCACCAGAGAUCAGGACAAUGACCGCUACCUUCAGGGCAGCUGUGCUCAGGAGAACAAAGCAGGAUGGUGGUUCAACAGGUGUCACGCAGCCAACCUCAAUGGAAAAUACUACCGCAAAGGAAAGUACAAGGGCCAGAAUGACAACGGUGUGGUGUGGGGGACCUGGAGAGGCCUCUGGUACUCACUCAGACACACCACCAUGAAGGUGCGACCCGUGGUUUUCUUGGACGCUGAAGGCAGUGGAGGUGGAGGUGGCAUGUAAAACAACAGGCUUCAGGCUCCUUUGUGAAAGAGGGCAAUGAAUGUCACGUUUAUAUUCUUUGUAUUUUAAUUUCUAUCAUAUCAUCUAUAUGAUUUUUAACUGACAAAAUGUGCAGAUAGAACUAUUAUCCCCAGCUUUCCAGUAAGAAUUUCAUUCUUUACAUGUAUGACAUUACUCAAACAAAUAAACAAACAGCAUCCAACAGUGA
This is a messenger RNA of Notolabrus celidotus (New Zealand spotty), 1836 nucleotides long. Its product is annotated as fibrinogen-like protein 1. The transcript is spliced from 9 exons. NCBI's taxonomy places the organism in Eukaryota, Metazoa, Chordata, Actinopteri, Labriformes, Labridae. The record is from RefSeq and is a predicted model, not a curated record. The coding region runs from base 576 to 1628 and encodes 350 amino acids.